CCCAGCAGAGGCGAUGCUCAACAGGGCUUGGCUGACUUCACAUCAGAAACACCCAGGAGAAGGAGAGAGACCAUCGCCACUCACCUGAGCAGUCUCAGCCCAAGGACCAGCGCAGAACAGAAAACUCUUCAAGUCUAGCCCACUGGUGAGAAGAAGCCUGAAGUCAUGAUUGCUUCACAGAUUCUCUCCACUCUCACUUUUGUGCUCCUCCUUAGAGAGAGCGCAGCCUGGACUUACAGUGUGUCCAGGAGAAGGAUGAAUUAUGACGAGGCCAGCGCUUACUGUCAGCAGAGGUACACACAUCUGGUCGCAAUUCAAAACAAGGAGGAGAUCGAGUACCUGAACGCCACGUUGAGCUAUUCUCCAAGUUACUACUGGAUCGGAAUCAGAAAGGUCAAUGGCGUGUGGGUCUGGGUGGGGACCCAGAAGCCCCUGACCGAAGAAGCCGAGAACUGGGCUCCAGGAGAACCAAACAACAAGCAGAACAACGAGGACUGCGUGGAGAUCUACAUCAAGAGACCAGAAGGUUCCGGCAUGUGGAACGAUGAGAGAUGCAGCAAGAGGAAGCUCGCGCUGUGCUACACAGCUGCCUGCACCCAGGCCUCCUGCAGUGGCCAUGGCGAGUGUAUAGAGACCGUCAACAACUACACCUGCAGGUGCCAGCCCGGCUUCCGUGGACUCGAGUGUGAGCAAGUUGUGACCUGUGAAGCACAGAAGGACCCUGAGCAUGGAAGGUUGGAUUGCACUGCACCCUUUGGGACCUUCAGCUACAGUUCCUCCUGCUCCGUCAGCUGCGAUGAGGGCUACCUGCCAAGCAGCACGGAGACCAGCCGGUGUACGUCCUCUGGGGAAUGGAGUGCUCCUCCUCCCACCUGCAAAGCUGUGCAGUGUGCUGCUCUCUCUGCGCCCCGGAAUGGCUCUGUGAGGUGCACUCCUUCCCCCACUGGGAAGUUCCCCUACAAGUCCUCUUGCACCUUCCACUGUGAGGACGGCUUUGACCUACACGGAUCAGCUCAGCUGGAGUGCACAUCUCAGGGACAGUGGACACACGAGGUCCCCUCCUGCCAAGUGGUGCAGUGCUCAAGCCUGGCAGCUCCAGGAAAGGUCAACGUGAGCUGCAGUGGAGAGCCUGUGGCUGGCACUGUGUGUGAGUUUGCGUGUCCCGAAGGCUGGACGCUCAAUGGCUCUGCGGCUCUGACGUGUGGUGCCACAGGACACUGGUCUGGGACGCUGCCUACCUGUGAAGCUCUGCCCGAGUCCAGCAUUCCCUUGGCAGCUGGACUUUCUGCUGCAGGAAUCUCUCUCCUGACAGUGACAUCAGUUCUCCUCUGGCUUCUGAAAAACUUUCGGAAAAAAGCAAGGAAAUUUGUCCCUGCUAGCAGCUGCCAAAGCCUGGAAUCCUAUGGAAACUACCAGAUGCCUUCAGACUCCAUCUAAGCUCAAAGGACUCUGGUGAGACUUGAACCCUGGUGCAUCCUGGGAACUAGAGUGACUCACUGAAGACAACAGAGCUGUCCUGGGCCCCUGGCCUUCCCGGACAUUGUACCUGUGCCUUGACAGCUGGGACCACGACUUCAGUGGAUGAGAGUUCAGAGCCAAGGACAGCCUUCCACUAAAAGACACAACGCAGAAGAAAGUCUUCUGUUUCCUAUUCCCAGGAUAGAAAGUGCUGGCCACUGAGGAGAGAGGAUCGUCUUCAAAGCAAGUUGAAGAGACCAAAGCUCCGGACUCUCCAGAAUUCCUCUCCUAACUCUCCCUGGAGGCUCUGAAUCUCAGUGGAGAAACAAUGUUUCCUGGCUGUUUCUCUUUAGCCCCUCACAGUGUUGCAACUGCUAGUUACAGAAUUGCCUUCAGAGGGGUACAUAAUAAUUAUCAGCAGUUUACAGGAAACCAAUUAGCCAUAGAUAUUUUACUUCUAACUUAAAACAAAACAUACAAAUAACAAAAAAAAAAAAAAAAAAAAAAAAAAAAAAAACGAAUUUUAAUGCCCAGAGAUGACUGCAUAGGAGUUUGUUCCUGGUGCAAGGUGCAAAUCCUACUUAAUGCUCAGUGCAAGGAUCACCAAGCACCGUCUUAAUCAUGUUUACCUCUACAGAACUCAGUGCUUUUAAAGUGUUCUUAAAGGUUGUGCUCAUUCUACUCACCUUGAAUAUAGCAUAAUCUUCCAGAAUUAAUUCAGUACAAAAGUUAAAGGUACUUGAAAAAUUUGUAAAUGCCGUUGACUAUGAUAGGGUAAAAGUUAUUGCUCCUAGAUCAUCACCUUCUUAUUUAUUAACAAAUUUGAAUGCUAUACCUGCAGUAGAUUUAUAUCAAAUAAUAAAAUACAUGAUCAGGGUGACGUUCUGAGAAUUUUACUACAGUUUUUUUAAAACAUGGUACUAUGAAGAGAGUAAAAGCUGAACAAAGGGUUUGUAUUUCAUUACCACAUUUUUCACAUAUUUUUGCUUUCUUAUGUUGAAAAACUUCUAUGAGGCCAAAUAUUCCAAUUUGGUAAAAGCAUCCAUGCAAACCAAUGAAUGUAUAAUUUUGUGACUUCCUUUGUAAAACAGUAAUGUAGACAUAUGAAUGUGCUUUGCCUUCCUACAAAAGUGUUUGUCAGAUGUAAACAUGUAAUUAUUUUGUACUACUUUAAGGUUUCAAAUACAUAAGAAUUAAUCAUGUAAAGCACCACCUGUGGAUUUUCAAAGAGCAGAUGUCUAAUGAUUAUUUCUUGGUUGUAGUAUUCAGUGCUAGGUGUCUUGGAGAGGGGGCAGUUUGUGUGUGUGAGCAAUGUUUCCAAGGAGAGUUUAAAACUCCUAAGGAACUUCCAGGUAUUACCGACGAUGAGACAUUCCUGGUCCAUAAGUGUCCAAGUUGCCCACACCAAAGCUUUCCCACAUUUCCUUUAACUUAACAUGUUGAAAAAGAAAUUUUCAAGUAAGUGCUGACUGACUAUAGUCAGUGGCAGAACCAGCAGUAACCAGGGAGAUGUGAGAAGGAUGAGAAAGCAGCAGUUUCUUAAGGGGCAGAAGGACUCAGGGGAGGGGGGACUAUUGUGAUCAGAUUACAUAUGGAAAGAGUUAUUAUUUUCUCUGAAAUUGCUCAAAAGUUGUAAAUAUUUAUAUAUCUGCAUUAUAAAUAACUGCAUGAAACAUAAAUGUGGUCUGUGUUUGGGUUCUGUAUGUUUUACAUUAUGAUUUAAAAAUAUUUAACAGUUUUAAAGUAUGUAUUUAUUUUAGGUUUUGUCAGCUUUAUUAUACUUGACAUGGCAUUACAAAGUUUGACAAUAAAUAUGUGUAUGUUUA
Sciurus carolinensis (gray squirrel) is the source of this 3284-nucleotide messenger RNA. RefSeq names its product E-selectin-like. Gene Ontology annotation, molecular function: oligosaccharide binding; sialic acid binding. Gene Ontology annotation, cellular component: external side of plasma membrane; membrane. The record is from RefSeq and is a predicted model, not a curated record. Gene Ontology annotation, biological process: heterophilic cell-cell adhesion; leukocyte tethering or rolling; response to cytokine. The coding region runs from base 166 to 1437 and encodes 423 amino acids. The transcript has 11 exons. NCBI's taxonomy places the organism in Eukaryota, Metazoa, Chordata, Mammalia, Rodentia, Sciuridae.